AACGCCUUUCCACUUUACGAAUCCAGCCGAGCAGACAGCGGUCUCUACCAUUUCCAGCUUUCCUUUCGGUCAAAAGACCGGAGGAGAAAGUUUAGAGAGAGAAACAUCUUAACAACUGCAACCCACCUCUCCAUUCCCUUUUGCAAACCCCACCUCCAUUUAACGGAACAACUGUAAAAGAAUUAUAUACUGUACAUCUUUAUAUUGUUAGAGAGAGAGAGAGAGAGUAGUAGUGUUUGGAGUGAUGGCUGGAUACAGAGCCGAAGAUGACUAUGACUACCUCUUCAAAGUGGUUCUGAUCGGAGAUUCGGGUGUUGGCAAGUCCAAUUUGCUUUCUAGGUUCACUAGGAAUGAGUUCAGCCUCGAAUCCAAGUCCACAAUCGGUGUUGAGUUCGCCACCAGAAGCUUGAAUGUUGAUGGCAAGGUUAUCAAAGCUCAGAUUUGGGAUACUGCUGGUCAAGAAAGGUACCGUGCCAUCACUAGUGCUUAUUACCGGGGUGCUGUUGGUGCACUGCUUGUGUAUGAUGUCACCAGGCACUCUACAUUCGAAAAUGUUGAAAGGUGGCUAAGGGAGUUGAGGGAUCACACGGACCCAAACAUCGUAGUCAUGCUCAUUGGUAAUAAAUCAGAUCUUCGACACCUUGUGGCAGUUUCAACUGAGGAUGGAAAGUCAUUUGCUGAGAGGGAAUCACUCUACUUCAUGGAAACUUCUGCACUGGAAGCCACUAAUGUGGACAAUGCCUUCUCUGAAGUUCUUACUCAGAUCUAUCGCAUUGUGAGCAAGAAGGCCAUGGAGGCGGGUGAUGAUGGAAAUGCUUCGGCUGUCCCCUCCCAAGGAGAGAAAAUUGAUGUUGGUAAAGAUGUGUCUGCAGUGAAGAAAGGUGGGUGCUGUUCAACCUAGGGUUUUCAACUGAAUUCACUCGCGUUAAUAGAUGCGGCUUGUUUGUUUGCAGCAUCUGUUUCUGUGUACACCAUGAUUGUGUAGAAUUUUCUCAAAAGGCCUACUACAUUAGGAGAUAUCUUAGAAUUUUUUUCGACCAAGGCUGUUAUUUUUUGCAUGAAUGCAGAGCUUGCUUGAUUAGACACAGGAUGUUGUUAUAUGUGUUGUUUUCAUUCAGCUGGUAAGAUUGUGCUUAAAUUCUUACGCAAUUUGUUUGAUAUAAAUGCCAUUUCAGACGUCUUCGAUUUGAA
Messenger RNA from Cornus florida, 1191 nucleotides. Its product is annotated as ras-related protein RABA1d. The transcript is spliced from 2 exons. The coding region runs from base 245 to 901 and encodes 218 amino acids. Gene Ontology annotation, cellular component: endosome. Gene Ontology annotation, molecular function: GTP binding; GTPase activity. NCBI's taxonomy places the organism in Eukaryota, Viridiplantae, Streptophyta, Magnoliopsida, Cornales, Cornaceae. The record is from RefSeq and is a predicted model, not a curated record.